UAAAAAGGCAGUAAUAUUUAAUCUAUUUUUCCCACUAGAAAUUGCAGUAUCAGUGCAUGUAAUCUAAUCUUAAUAUUUGGAUUCUAAUUUAGAAGUUGUGCUCUUACUGAGGUUUCUAAGUGUCGAGGAAGAAGUAAUUUUCCAAAUUAUUAUUCAAAGAAAAUGAUAUAAACACAAGACAUGGCUAAAGUACCAGAUCCUAAAACACCAGUCAAGUCGGCGGAUAAAAACAAGAGUUGGAAUCCCCAACCCCGUCCUGGAAAUCCGAUUUAUUUGAAAAAAGUCGAUUCCGCAGCGAUGAACACCAGCAAAGUAAGCCAAGCGGCAUACCAGGAAAAAAAUGAAGUUAAUGAAGCCAAGAAAAUGGCGACGGCAGAAAUGCCCAAGUGCUCGCCCAAUGACGAAUGGUCGGCCGAAUGCGACGACAUGGAUCGCCUGAACGCAUGGAAUAAAAACGUCUCCCCUGAUGACAACCUCAUCAAAGGAAUGGCACAGGCACUCGCCCUCAUCAUACAAGUGGCGUCGAACGGGCCGAAUAAAAUCGACCGAGAAAAGGCGUUCUACGGGAUCCAGUUUCUUUCGACGAUCAAGAACAACUACGGCGAGGCACCUCCGAAUGUGAAAGGCUUCAUGGAGUACAUCGAGCAUUACAUGUGUGUCAACGAUCAGUUAGAAAAGACGACACGGCCUUUGUAAGAUACAUUCGUACCCAUUUAGCACAGCUUGAGAUAUACACGUUUGUAAAUAGACUCACGUUGAAAUAAAAUUUAUGUUUGGAAAUA
Molecule: messenger RNA, 782 nt
Organism: Cimex lectularius (bed bug)
Lineage: Eukaryota; Metazoa; Arthropoda; Insecta; Hemiptera; Cimicidae
Exons: 3
Coding region: 181-696 (171 amino acids)
Source: RefSeq, a predicted model, not a curated record